This is a messenger RNA of Fusarium pseudograminearum CS3096, 612 nucleotides long. RefSeq lists its product as uncharacterized. Bases 1 to 612 code for a protein of 203 amino acids. The record is from RefSeq and is a predicted model, not a curated record. The transcript is spliced from 5 exons. Lineage: Eukaryota; Fungi; Ascomycota; Sordariomycetes; Hypocreales; Nectriaceae. Gene Ontology annotation, biological process: glutathione metabolic process. Gene Ontology annotation, molecular function: glutathione transferase activity.
AUGUCUUCCGAUUCUUCAGUCGUCUACCACUAUCUUGCCAUUGGCAAGCUCGGCCGAGGUGAAGUUGUCAAGCUGUUCUUGAAGGACGCCGGCCUCCCUUUCGAAGAGAAGAGAUACCCCUAUGACGAUACCUGGAAGGAGACCAGCGAGAAGCUCCAGAGUCAGGGUAUCACCAGAACUGGACUACUUCCAUCUAUCGAGUACAAGGGCCUUGUUCUGAGCCAGCAUAUCCCAAUCCUCAGGUUCCUGUCUCGUGAGCUCGGCAAAUACGACGGCCAAACGAGCCACGACAAGUAUCUGGUGGAUGCUGUAGCAGACAUCUACAUUGGGUGGAGAGCUGGUUGGGUGUCUAACCUGAGCAACGCAUCCGAGGACUACAAGAACAAGACUGUCCCCAAAUACCACGAUGUUCUCGAGAAGUACUAUUCUGAGCGCGAGGGCCCUUAUCUCCUUGGAGAUGAAGUCAGUUAUGCAGACUUUGCCGUCUAUAUGUCGAUAGAUAACGACACUAGGACCAAGACUAUUCCAUCCAAGCUUCCAGAUGCCCUUCUCAAGUUGAAGGAGGCAUUUGAGAACCGGCCCAACAUUGCUGAAUACAUCAAGCAAGAAUAA